Anoplophora glabripennis (Asian longhorned beetle) is the source of this 3394-nucleotide messenger RNA. Its product is annotated as zinc finger protein OZF. NCBI's taxonomy places the organism in Eukaryota, Metazoa, Arthropoda, Insecta, Coleoptera, Cerambycidae. The coding region runs from base 334 to 1641 and encodes 435 amino acids. Gene Ontology annotation, biological process: regulation of transcription by RNA polymerase II. The record is from RefSeq and is a predicted model, not a curated record. Gene Ontology annotation, cellular component: nucleus. Gene Ontology annotation, molecular function: RNA polymerase II cis-regulatory region sequence-specific DNA binding; DNA-binding transcription factor activity, RNA polymerase II-specific. The transcript has 2 exons.
UCGACUUGACAUUUCUGUCUAAACAAUUCCUGAAUUGUUAUUAACAUUAUAAUGGUUAAUUAGUGUUUGAAAUUUCAUAUUUCGCAUGUGCUACAUCAGCAAUGGACCUUAAAAAGGUGAGGUGACUGCUACUAGUCUGGCACUGCGAUGGACCUUUGCAAUUCACCUAAAAUUACUUUCAUCGCACUAAUUUAGACUUGGUGGUUGGGAAAAAUAUUUAUACUUUAAUAAUAAUUAAACUGUAGCACAAGGUUUAGGGUUAUCUUGCAUGUUAACACACUUUCAGAGCUAAGUAACACUUUCUAGUCAGGUUACCCUCUAUCCGUCAGUCAAAUGACCUACGCAAAAGAUAAAGCUCGUAAAUUUGAAUGCGAUGUUUGUAAAAAGAAGUUUUUAGGUGCUAACGAUCUCCGCAAGCAUGUUCGGAUACAUACAAACGAGCGACCCUACGUCUGCAACGAGUGCGGACAGGGGUUCCGGCAGGCCGGUUCCCUCAAGAACCACAUCGUUUGCAAGCACUCGCCGGGAUUGCAAAACAAGGAUAUAUUCGUCUGCAACUACUGCAGCAAAGCUUUCCCGAUAAAGGAGAGGCUGCGCCUGCACCUCAGGACCCACACCGGGGACAAACCCUAUGAAUGCGAGCACUGCGAUAAGAAAUUCGCAAGAGGGGGGCAACUCGCUCAACAUAUGCGAACCCACACUGGUUCGAAACCGUACAUUUGCCACGUGUGUAACUCUACAUUUACUUGCUCCGCGAAUCUGAAGCUCCACAUGAACCGGCAUCUGGAGAUAAGGAACUACAUUUGCGAUAUAUGCGGGAAGUCGUUCUUUAGAAGAGACGCGCUUAAAAAGCAUCUGAACUGCUAUCACGCCAACGUCAAAGCUUUCCACUGUAAAAUCUGCAACAAAGAAUUAAAAGGGCAUUUACCGCAACAUAUGAGGACGCAUCUGAAAGAUAAACCUCACGGUUGCGCCCAUUGCGGUGCUAGGUUUGCGCAGAGGUCUCAGUUAACGGUACAUCAAAGAAUACACAGUGGGGAGAAGCCCUACAGGUGUCAAGUGUGCUGGAAAGCCUUCGCUCACUCCACGGCGCUCAAGUUGCACACACGUCGGCACACGGGAGAAAAACCUUUCGUUUGUAUGCUUUGCAAUACUUCCUUCUCUCAACUUCCGCAUUUGAAGAAGCACAUGCUCUGCAUCCACAAGAGCAACAAGCCCUACGUGUGUGGUCACUGCAAGUCGUUUCAUAAAACGAAAAUUGAGUUGGAGACGCACUAUCACAAAUGCAAGGUACUGAAAAAGAAACCGAAGGUAGACGAGGUUAAAGUGGAAGGUACUAAUAUAGAACCGCCGAUGGCGGUGGAAAAGAUGAGGUUCCUUUUGGCUAUUCUCCUGAAAAAGAUCUCGGUGCCCGAAAGACUCGAGGAGCUUGGGUUCAAUAGAAGAUUAAUAGAUGACGUACUAAUAGAAUCCAUUAAAAAUUCGGGUAGGGAACCUUGCAAGGAAGAUAUACCCGUAGCUGAAAAAUUGAAAAGAAACGUACAAAUUUUGCUUGAGUGGACGGUCCCGAAGCAAUAUAUGGAAAAAUUUAAAACAGAGCAACGCUCCACUGAGGAGCUUUUAGAAGAAUUAACGUCAUAAUAUGUAUGACCAAACAACUUUGGAUAAUUUAGCAAGAGCUAAAUUAUUUUGUUUAUUUGGUUAUUUCCGUUUACUAAUUCAAACUGAAUGUAUUCAUGCAAAUAUUUAUGUCACAUUUUGUGAUAAGAUUCUAAACGAUUCUUAGAAAAAUGUUUGUACUCAUUGCCAUUCAGGACCAUAACCAGGAGGUGUAAUUAACGGACGGGCAAAUAAAAUUUUAGGUCGGUGAUAUGUAUUUAUUUUUAUCGAUAACUUCUAUUUUAUAACAGAAAGGUGGAAGGCACGGAAUAUAAGAAAUGUCACUGAAUUCUAACUAAAAGCCUGAUUAUUGAAUGUUUAGGAAAUUUAUUUUUUUUUGUUAUUUGUCUUUGCCAGAUCAGAAAAAAAUUUUCCUAAGAAGAGCUCAGUCCGUAUUGUUUUCCUCUUAGUUGUGGCCCAGGCACUAUUUCUUUAAGUUCUUUUGACAAUGAUCUUGUAUCAUAUUUUCAGAAGAGGAAAUGUCAAAACAUUGGUAUUUCAAUAUAAGGUGAUUGUUAAGGUAUGGCAUACAUAUAAAUUUUUGCUUGGCAUUAGUGUAAAAUUCAUGUACAACUACUUACCAAAGUUUUAUUUUAUUAAUCAUAAGAUGAGAAAUCAAAAUCAUUUUGUACCUGUGUAAAGGGUAAAACUUUUUAAUGGCCAUACAGUAUAUAAAUAGCCCACAUUUGGUGCAAUACACAUAUUCUUUUACAAAACUAGAAGAAAAUGUUAAAGCACGAGGGUCAUUUGAAAAAUUCGCUGCUUGACGUAAGUGUCGGUCAUAAGUGACAUCUCACAAAAUUUCAAAUUAGUUCUUCAAUCAGUUUGUUGUAAAUUGAAAUAAAAAAAAUUUUAGUUGUUAAAAUGAAGUGACAGUCAGUCUGAGAAUUUUUCAUAUCGGCCUUGUUAUAAUGUUUAAUAACAAUGCGGAAUCGUAUUUACUAAGACUUAGCCAUAUACCGUCGGCCUUUAAAGAUUUCACCAUCGUUUAACAUCCUGUAUAUUUAAAACUAGUGGCCAUAUUUACUAUACGUUCUAUUUUUUUAAGGUGGUACUAAUCAUACGACUUAAUAAUCCUUAUUUUUUAAUGUUACUAAAAAUUUUAGAGACUGUCAAUUACCGUAAAGCGUUUUAAUGUUGGAUUUAAAUGGAACUGAAUGAUCAGUAUAUCAAAACGAGUAGUUCCUCUAGCUGUAAGACGUGGUUCUGCUGUGUCGUAUAUUAUGCCAUUCAACGUAUCAUAAUUUUAGCUUGCCAGAAAUUUAGUAAUUAAAAAAAAUUAUACUACUUUAAAUACCAAAGCUUUAUUUAUAUGAAAUUUAUGUAUAUAAGUUGUCUGAAGCAAUGUACUGAUAUAGUAAUUUAAUAAUAGCUUUAUAUAUCCAUAAAAUUUCUUUUAUGCAGUUGUCACCAAAGAUCUGUCAAAGAUUUACUAUUUUUUAGUUUAGUUUAUUUUUUUUGAGAGUUUAUGUUUGUUAUUAGUGCAAUAUCGUUUUGCGACAAUGGAAUAGGUUUUAUUUGUACGUUUAAGCAAAUUUAUUUGCCAUCACAUUUUUUAUGCUUUUGAGUGUUAUCAGAGCAAAGCAAUGGUGAUGUAGAAAUUUUUUCUUAGGAGGUUUAUGUUCCUGAAAAGAAAUUAGUGCCAUUUUUGUGUAAAUUUUCACUUUGUUCUAACGCUACACUGGGGUGUAGACAUGUAUUUGAUGAUUGUGAGAAAUAAAUCUUAAAAUUUGUA